Molecule: messenger RNA, 432 nt
Organism: Colletotrichum fioriniae
Lineage: Eukaryota; Fungi; Ascomycota; Sordariomycetes; Glomerellales; Glomerellaceae
Source: RefSeq, a predicted model, not a curated record
AUGGGGUAUGCGCUGUCUAUCGUGACGGCGACUCUGGAUGGUCUUCUGAUGGUUUCACCGUGGCUCAUGAUGAGAGGCCGCGGCCUGAAUUCGAGACUGAAGUUGUACAUUUACGGCAUCUUCGGGUUGGGAAUCCUGGAUACUAGCGCGACGAUUGCAAACAUCAUCCGCCUUGUGGCACUGGUCAAACUCAAGGGGUCAAGCGACCAGCUUCGAGUCAUAGUCGACGCCGCCCCCGUAUUCAACUGGUCUGCCAUCGAGGUCAGCAUCGGUAUCAUCAUUGCCGGAUUGAUUGAACUCGGCCCGCUUGCCGCCAAGUACAAUAUCAAAGGCUUCGAGUCCUACGCUGGCGACGACACCGUCAUGCUCACGAAGCCAAUCACUCACGAGUCAAGGGUGGAUGAUUACGAAAUGGAGACAAGAAAAAUGUGA